AUGAGCGGCACGGCGGAGGCUGCGGCACCGAGUAGGCGCAUGCCGCCAUGGCUGUUGACGCCCGGUGGCCCGAAGGAGCCAAACUCCGCCGAGUUUCGCGCCAGGAUGGCGGCUCUCGCGGAAGAGAAGCGGGCCCUGCUCACGGAGGUGAAGCAGCUGCGCGCGUCGCUCGGGACCCGCGAGGGACGCGAGACGACGGACAAUGAGCUCGCCGAGCUGCGUCAGCGCAUGGGCGACAUUGACACUCAGCGUAAGGCGGAACAGGAGAUGCGGUUUAAAAAGAAUGAGGAGAUCCAGCGGGUUCAGAAGUUGCACGACGAGCGCCAGAGCCGCCUUCGCGAGCUAUCCGAGGAUUUGGGCGGGUUCACGACACUGAAGGAGAUCGACGACGCGAUUGCGCUUAUAACCCGCAAGAUGGAGACACGCGGAGGUGGGCUGGCCGCAGAGAAGCGCACAGUGCGGCAGUUGAGCAAGUUGGAGGAAGCGAAGCGGUACCUGGUGGAGCUUCAGCCGCUUACAGAAGCCAUCACAGAGGCGAAGCACCGCGAGGCCAUGCUGCAGCGUGAGUGGCAAGAAAUUAAUGAACGCAUCCGCAACCUCAGGUCCGAAUACAACGAGCAGCGGGCAACGAAGCAGCAGAAGGAGCAGGAGAUUCGAGGCACCGGGGUGAACCGGGCGGAGGUUUACAAGAAGUGUGAAGAGAUUAGCAGCAAGAUUAACAAGCUAAGCGAGGAAAUGAAUCGUCUGCGUGAAGAACAUAACAAGGCUAUGGAGGCAUGGAACGCAUGGAAGGAGGAGGCGCGGGCCAAGUAUCUUGUAAAGAUGGAGGAGGAGCGAAAAGAGCGGCAUCGGCGCUACCUCGAGCGCAAAAAUGCUGCAAAGUUUGAGGAGAAGCGGUCUCGCGCGCUCCGCCGUCAGAACCCGUACGAGGUGGAGAUUGAUGCAUGUAAAACGUUGGUGCGCUACCUACAGGAGCACAAGGUAAUGGUGAAGCGGGAGGAGGAAGAGCUGGCCCGCAAGCAAGCCGCCGCUGCGUUUGACCCCUCCAAAUUUCUUCCAGAAGGCGCUGUUCUGCUGAACGACGGCAAAAGAAUCUCGGCCCCGCAGAAAGGCGCCCCUGGAGGCAAAAAUAAAAUGCAGCGUGCCCAGAAAUCGAAGCCGGAGAAGGCCCCAGCAAAGCCUCGCGUAUUGCAGCACCCGGAGGACAAGUGCCAUCUCUUUCAUCUCGUUAAUGAGGAGCCACCAACAGCUUUGGCUGCCAUAGAUACCGCCGUGGAGAAGCUUCGCGCCAAGCAGAAGGAGUACGAGAGCCACAUCAAGACCGGCGAGCUGGAGCUCUCUAGCGACGAGGAGGAGGAUGAGGAAGAGCAGAAAAAGGAGGAAGGGGCGGCCGCGGCAACUGCGGAAGAGGCGCCGAAGAAAGAGGAUGAUGUGGAGGAGGAGGUGGCAGCCGGCACUGCUGCGGCGGUGGCACAAACUGGCGAAGAGACCGCUGAGGCAUAA
Molecule: messenger RNA, 1503 nt
Organism: Trypanosoma conorhini
Lineage: Eukaryota; Euglenozoa; Kinetoplastea; Trypanosomatida; Trypanosomatidae
Product: lipoprotein, type 6
Exons: 1
Coding region: 1-1503 (500 amino acids)
Biological process (GO): intracellular mRNA localization
Cellular component (GO): nuclear outer membrane-endoplasmic reticulum membrane network; ribonucleoprotein complex; endoplasmic reticulum
Molecular function (GO): mRNA binding
Source: RefSeq, a predicted model, not a curated record